Molecule: messenger RNA, 9351 nt
Organism: Trichosurus vulpecula (common brushtail)
Lineage: Eukaryota; Metazoa; Chordata; Mammalia; Diprotodontia; Phalangeridae
Gene: PLIN4
Product: perilipin 4
Exons: 8
Coding region: 139-5910 (1923 amino acids)
Cellular component (GO): plasma membrane
Source: RefSeq, a predicted model, not a curated record
AAGGGCCAGGGUAGCCAGUAGAGGGCUACAGAGACUUGCGUCCAAGCUGGGAGACCACAGCUCCCACCUAGCAGAUACCCUCUCUUUUGGGGGCAAAAACCCAACAACUUCCCAACUCAGUCCAGUUUCUCCAGUAUCAUGUCGACUAGAGAGGAAGGAGCAGCAGCAGCCCCAAACCGAGGCCAAGAGCCCAAGUCCAAGUCCCAGAUUCUGGGCAGUUUUCUAGGAAGCUUGCCUUUAUUUGGCUCAGCCCGAAACCUGUUUUCUUCUAGCUCAUCGAAAGAGGCUCGUGGGAACAGCAAGUCAGGACCGAAUGCCCAACAGAGUUCCACUGCAGAUGAGCACACCUCUGGGAGCCAGGCCAGGUUGGAGGAGAAACCACCAGGAAAGGAAAUGUCUGAGGCGAUGGAGGUAUGCUCAAAGGUUACUGGGAAAAAGGAUACAGUCACUCCUGGGAUGGCCAACAUGAUGGAUAUGGCCAAAGGCAUGGUUCAGGGAGGUCUAGAUUCCACCAAGUCAACUGUGAGCAGCACCAAGAACACUGUCUGCAAGGGAGUCACUGGUGCUAUGGACACAGCAAAAGAGGCCACCCAGGGAGCCAUUGAGGGAACUGUGAACACUGCAAAAACAGCUGUGUCUGGAACUAAAGACUUUGUGUGCAGUGGAGUAACAAAUGCAGUGAAUGUGGCCAAAGGAGCUGUUCAGGGAGGUCUAGACACCACAAAGUCAGUUGUGACUGGAACCAAGAAUACUGUCAUCAGUGGAGUCACUGGUGCAGCAAAUGUGGCCAAAGGAGCUGUCCAAGGAGGUCUAGACACCUCAAAAUCAGUUUUAGGUGGAACCAAGGACACUGUCUUAAGUGGUGUCACUGGAGCCACAAACGUAGCCAAGGGAGCCCUCCAAACAGGUUUGGACACCACACAAAAAAUAGCAACAAACACUAAGGAUACUGUCUGCACAGGAGUCACAGGUGCAGUGAAUGUGGCCAAAGGAGUUGUUCAGGGAGGUCUGGAUACCACAAAGUCAGUUGUGACUGGAACCAAGGACACUGUUCUCAGUGGCAUGACUGGUGCCAUGAAUGUGGCCAAAGGAGCUGUCCAGAGUGGCUUAAAUACUACACAAAACAUAGCAACAGGCACUAAGGAUACCGUCUGCACUGGAGUCACUACAGCAGUCAAUGUGGCCAAAGGAACUGUUCAGGGAGGUCUAGACACCACAAAGUCAGUUGUCACUGGAACCAAGGACACUGUUCUCAGUGGUAUGACUGGUGCAGCAAAAAUGGCCAAAGGAGCUGUCCAGAGUGGCUUAAAUACUACACAAAACAUAGCAACUGGCACUAAAGACACUGUCUGCACUGGAGUCACUGGUGCCAUGAAUGUGGCCAAAGGAGUUGUCCAAGGAAGUCUGGACACCUCAAAAUCAGUCUUAGGUGGAACCAAGGACACUGUCUUAAGUGGUGUCACUGGCGCCACAAAUGUAGCCAAGGGAGCCCUGCAAACAGGCUUGAACACCACACAAAAAAUAGCAGCUGGUACUAAGGAUACUGUCUGCACAGGAGUUACUAGUGCAGUGAAUGUGGCCAAAGGAGCAGUUCAGGGAAGUCUAGACACCACAAAGUCAGUUGUAACUGGAACCAAAGACACUGUUGUCAGUGGCAUGACUGGAGCCAUGAAUGCGGCCAAAGGAGCUGUCCAGAGUGGCUUAAAUACUACACAAAAUGUAGCAACUGGCACUAAAGACACUGUCUGCACUGGAGUCACUGGUGCCAUGAAUGUGGCCAAAGGAGUUGUCCAAGGAGGUCUGGACACCACAAAGUCGGUCUUAGGUGGAACCAAAGACACUGUCUUGACUGGUGUCACUGGCGCCACAAACGUAGCCAAGGGAGCCCUCCAAACAGGCUUGAACACCACACAAAAAAUAGCAACUGGCACUAAAGACACUGUCUGCACUGGAGCCACUAGUGCCAUGAAUGUGGCCAAAGGAGCUGUGCAGGGAGGUCUAGAUACCACAAAGUCAGUUAUAACUGGAACCAAGGACACUGUUUGCAGUGGUUUGACUGGAGCCAUGAAUGUGGCCAAAGGAGCUGUCCAGACUGGCUUGGAUGCUACAAAAAACAUAGCAACUGGUACUAAGGACACUGUCUGCAGUGGUAUGACUGGCACAGUGAAUGUAGCCAAAGGAGUUAUCCAGGGAGGUCUGAACACCUCAAAAUCAGUCUUAGGUGGAACCAAGGACACUGUCUUGACUGGUGUCACUGGAGCCACAAAUGUAGCCAAGGGAGCCCUGCAAACAGGUUUGGACACCACACAAAAAAUAGCAACUGGCACUAAAGACACUGUCUGCACUGGAGCCACUAGUGCCAUGAAUGUGGCCAAAGGAGCUGUGCAGGGAGGUCUAGACACCACAAAGUCAGUUGUAACUGGAACCAAGGACACUGUUUGCAGUGGUUUGACUGGAGCCAUGAAUGUGGCCAAAGGAGCUGUCCAGACUGGCUUGGAUGCUACAAAAAACAUAGCAACUGGUACUAAGGACACUGUCUGCAGUGGUAUGACUGGCACAGUGAAUGUAGCCAAAGGAGUUAUCCAGGGAGGUCUGAACACCUCAAAAUCAGUCUUUGGUGGAACCAAGGACACUGUCUUGACUGGUGUCACUGGAGCCACAAAUGUAGCCAAGGGAGCCCUGCAAACAGGUUUGGACACCACACAAAAAAUAGCAACUGGCACUAAAGACACUGUCUGCACUGGAGCCACUAGUGCCAUGAAUGUGGCCAAAGGAGCUGUGCAGGGAGGUCUAGACACCACAAAGUCAGUUGUAACUGGAACCAAGGACACUGUUUGCAGUGGUUUGACUGGAGCCAUGAAUGUGGCCAAAGGAGCUGUCCAGACUGGCUUGGAUGCUACAAAAAACAUAGCAACUGGUACUAAGGACACUGUCUGCAGUGGUAUGACUGGCACAGUGAAUGUAGCCAAAGGAGUUAUCCAGGGAGGUCUGAACACCUCAAAAUCAGUCUUAGGUGGAACCAAGGACACUGUCUUGACUGGUGUCACUGGUGCCACAAAUGUAGCCAAGGGAGCCCUGCAAACAGGCUUGGACACCACACAAAAAAUAGUAACUGGCACUAAAGACACUGUCUACACUGGAGCCACUAGUGCCAUGAAUGUGGCCAAAGGAGUUGUCCAGGGAGGUCUGGACACCUCAAAAUCAGUCUUAGGUGGAACCAAGGACACUGUUGUCAGUGGCAUGACUGGUGCAGCAAAAAUGGCCAAAGGAGCUGUCCAGAGCGGCUUGGAUGCUACACAAAACAUAGCAACUGGCACGAAAGACACUGUUUGCACUGGAGUCACUGGUGCCAUAAAUAUGGCCAAAGGAGCUGUCCAGGGAGGUCUCGACACCUCAAAAUCAGUUUUAGGUGGAACCAAGGACACUGUCUUGACUGGUGUCACUGGCGCCACAAAUGUAGCCAAGGGAGCCCUCCAGACUGGCUUGGACACUACACAAAAAAUAGCAUCUGGCACUAAAGACACUGUCUACACUGGAGUCACUGGUGCCAUGAAUGUGGCCAAAAGAGCUGUCCAAAGUGGAUUAGAUACUACACAAAACAUAGCGACUGGCACUAAAGAUACUCUCUGCAGUGGCAUGACUGGAACAGUGAAUGUAGCCAAAGGAGUCAUGCAGGGAGGUCUGGACACCUCAAAAUCAAUCUUAGGUGGAACUAAGGACAUUGUCUGCACUGGAGUCACUGGUGCCACAAAUGUAGCCAAGGGAGCCCUCCAAACAGGUUUGGACACCACACAAAAAAUAGCAACUGGCACUAAAGACAAUGUUUACACUGGAGUCACUGGUGCCAUGAAUGUGGCCAAAGGAGCUGUCCAGGGAGGUCUCGACACUACAAAAUCAGUCUUAGGUGGAACCAAGGACACUGUCUUGACUGGUGUCACUGGUGCCACAAAUGUAGCCAAGGGAGCCCUCCAAACAGGUUUGGACACCACACAAAAAAUAGCAACUGGCACUAAAGACAAUGUUUACACUGGAGUCACUGGUGCCAUGCAUGUGGCCAAAGGAGUUGUUCAAGGAGGUCUGGACACCUCAAAAUCAGUCUUUGGUGGAACCAAGGACACUGUUUGCAGUGGUUUGACUGGUGCCAUGAACGUGGCUAAAGGAGCUGUCCAGAGCGGCUUGGAUGCUACACAAAACAUAGCAGUUGGUACUAAAGAUACUGUCUGCACUGGAGUCACUGGUGCCAUGAAUGUGGCUAAAGGAGCUAUCCAGGGAGGUCUGGACACCUCAAAAUCAAUCUUAGGUGGAACUAAGGACAUUGUCUGCACUGGAGUCACUGGUGCCACAAAUGUAGCCAAGGGAGCCCUCCAAACAGGUUUGGACACCACACAAAAAAUAGCAACUGGCACUAAAGACAAUGUUUACACUGGAGUCACUGGUGCCAUGAAUGUGGCCAAAGGAGUUGUUCAAGGAGGUCUGGACACCUCAAAAUCAGUCUUUGGUGGAACCAAGGACACUGUUUGCAGUGGUUUGACUGGUGCCAUGAACGUGGCUAAAGGAGCUGUCCAGAGCGGCUUGGAUGCUACACAAAACAUAGCAAUUGGCACCAAAGACACUGUCUGUAGUGGUAUGACUGGCACAGUAAAUGUAGCCAAAGGAGUUAUCCAGGGAGGUCUAGACACCUCAAAAUCAGUCUUAGGUAAAACCAAGGACACUGUUUCUAGUGGUUUGACUGGUGCCAUGAACGUGGCCAAAGGAGCUGUCCAGAGUGGCUUGGAUACUACACAAAAUAUAACAACUGGCACUAAGGAUGCUGUCCUCACUGGAGUCACAGGUGCAGUGAAUGUGACUGAAAGAGUUAUCCAGGAGGGUCUAGACACCACAAAAUCCAUUGUGACUGGAACCAAGGACUCCAUCUGCAGUGAGGUGGCCGGUGCAGUGCAUGUAGACAAAGGGACCAUUCAGACUGGGUUGGACACCACCCAUUCAGUCACCACUGUCAACAAAGAUGUUCUGUCUAGAGAAAUCUCCAGUGCAGCAGAUCUGGCAAAAAAAGCUGUCCAUGAAAGUCUGGAAAACACCUCAUUAGCAACAACAGGCACCAUGAGCCUGUCCUCCUGCAAGAUGGAUUUUGCCAAAGGAGUCAUCCAGGGAGAAGCAAAUGCACCUGACAGCCCCAGCCUAGAUAAAGAACCUGGUGUCAUCCAUGCGGUGGUGGGCAACAUGGAAACCCUAGUGCACAAGUCAGAGGAGCAGUUGGCUGGCUUCCUCCCCAUGAAUGAAGAAGAACAAGCUCAGCUGGCUGCCUCCAAUCUCGGGCCAAAGGUGAUGUCCACAGACCAGAAGAACUACUUUGUGCAGCUGGGAAACGUGUCCACCAGCCUGCGCCAGCGGGCCUAUGAGCACACCCUAAACAAACUGCAGCAGAGCAAGGAGCAGUCCUGGGGAACUUUGGCCCAGUUGCAGGAGACCCUCAAACUGAUUGAAGAGGUCAAACGGGACACAGAGGAGAGCCAGGCCUGUGAAGAGGGAAGACCAUUCCAGCAGCAGGGGCUGGGCUGGAGGCAGUGCCAGGAGACUGAACAAACGGAGCUACCAGAGUCCAGGCUUCUCCCCAGGGCUCGAAGCCUAGUCCAACAGCUCCAUGCCAGCUACAGGGCCCUGGCCACCAGCCUCCAGGGCCUCCCCACUGAGUUCCAGCAGGGGAUUCGGCGGGCACGCCACAGUGUUGGAGAGCUUCACGGUCUCCUUGCCAUUGCUCGCUCCUUCGGGGACUUGUCUGCCAUUGAGCUGGCCCAGAGUCGUGAGAGCCUGAACCAGACAUGGCAGGGGCUCGAGGGACUGAUGGCAGGCCUGGCACAUGAGCCCCCACUCACCUGGCUCAUGGGGCCCUUCACCCUAAUUAAGGAGUAGAAUGCCAGGAGGAGCCCCUCUUUUCCCCUCCUCCAAGUGCUGAGCUUGGGAGUAACGCCAUGCUGUGCUUUAAGGACUGCCUGACCUUCCCUGAAUCUCAUUCCUUCCAAGCUCCUCCCCACCCCCUCACCCUCAAAGGCCUUCUUUCUUCUCUGGCUAGCUGCCCAGGGCCUGGCUCUGCCUCACGGCAGGAUGAAGCUGAGGCCUGGGCUCUGGUCAGGGUAACGCCAGCAUGAGGGAGCAGCUGCUGGAGAAUGCCCUCCCAAGCUAAACUUAAUCUGGGCUAAGCUCCCAGCACCCAGGCUUGCCUCCAUGCUCCUUCCCUUCCUUCUCACAAAUCUUUCACAUCCCAGAGGCUCCUUUUAGGCACCAGGGCAAUCCUCAGUGGCACUGGCCUUUUUCCAAGUGGCCCCUUCCCUAGGUGCAGAGAGUGAAAAGGACAGAGAACUCUGGUCUGAUGUCUCAGAAACACUGACUUUCAGGUGGCAUCGUCUAGUUCAGCCUUGACCCUUUUACACUAUCCCCUGACAAAGAGUCCUUUAGCCUCCAUUGAUGGUGCCCCACCCCCGCCAAUAGGAAAUCCUACAUCCCUAGGCAGCUCAUUCCACUUCUAGGUGUCUCCUAUUACUGGGAACUUUGCAUGGGAUCUCCUAACAAGAAGCCUUUGGGGUCAAGAAGCCAGCUGGGUGUGAGGUGAGGGCCAGAGGGCCCCUUAGUCUCUGGUAUCUAUGCAGAGAUAAAGCUGCCCUCCCAGGCUCCAGUUAGCUUGGGCUUCCAGGUGACUAAAAAUAGUGAUAGUGCACACCUGUACAGCACUUUCCACUUCCCAAAGCACUUUACAUACAUUACCUCCUGAUGACAACCCUGUGAGGCAGCCUGUAAUUACUACCCCCAUUUUAAAGAAACUGGGGAUCCUACCAUACCCAAGAUCAGAUGGGGAGUUAAGUAGCACGGCUGAGAUCAGAACCCAGGUACUAAUUCUAAAUCCAAUGCUUUCCUCUAUGGCACUUCCCAUGGCUAGGCCCAGGUAAGAAGGCAGGGUUAGAGUCACAGAAUCGUGGAGUUGGAAGUGACCUCAGUGUCCAUCUAGUCCAACUCAUGCCUGAGAAAGAAUCUUCAUUAAGGGUCACCCAGCCUCUGCUUAAAGAUCUCCAGGGUGGGUCUCCUUCACAACGUUCAAAAUAAUCUGAGCUUUGACCACCACAACAGCAUGGAUCAGAUGUCGCCCUUCCUGAGGGGGAAAGAAUCAUCACAGAGCGUCUCCCUAACCACCUUGGCCCUGCCUGGUGCAUGAAUUCCACUCAUCCUGUCUCCCCCAGACUGUCUAGACAGAUUUCUCAGUCUCCAUUCCAUGAACUUGUGCCCUAGGGCUACAAAAUGAGUGGUGAGGCCACCCAAAUCUCCACAUUCAGUCACUUAAACAGGCUUCGCCUACCAGUAAGGGCUGUGCUUUAGAUACUAGGCUAGAAAAGAGCUUAUUAUUCCCAACCCCUCCUACACCCCCACCCUACUUAUUCUGCUUACUGUUCAGCAUCUCAAGUUCACACACCUCCACAUCCCUAACCUGGUAUGUACCCCAGAGGUGAAAUCCUCCCUGGGAAGCUCCUGAUUGGCCCCAUUCUUCCAACUAUCAAUGGUAUAAGUCAGACCUCUGCAACAGGGGCUCCAAGAAGUGAGCCAACUGAUUCCCAGAGUGGGAUCCAGAACCAACAAGUGACAGGUAUGUUUAACCUUCUCUUAGGGGAAGGGACCUCCUGGAGAAAGAAGAGCCAUCCCAGCUUUGUGCUGAUAACCUGUACUCUCCCAACUCCAACACCCCUCGGUGGGAUUCUACUGGACUAGCUGUGAUGUUAAUAGGCAGAGAAACUCCACUGACUUUCUGUGCUAAAUCUUCAAACAUUGCUCAGGCCGGAGGCAGCUACUAGAGUAGGAUGAUGCUGCCCUGGGCUCAGUUAAGUUGCUCCAUUAACAGGAACAGAAGCAACUUUUAACAAAUCAGUUCUGUUGAGCCUAACCUCAGUGUCCCCUUCAGGGAGAUGGAUUUUAGCCAACUCCAGUCUUCCUGCUUCCAGGGCUACUGAGGAGAUAAAAAGUAUCUGGUUAAAACCUCUGAGCUCCUAAGAGAUGGACAGGAGAAUCUGCCAUCUAAAGCCACAUUUACCUGCUAUCUGGAGCUCGAUGGGACCUAAGAAAAUUGGCCCAGCACAGUUAGGGAAGCUAGUUCUAUCAACCAGCAGGUGGUGCUGCUUGGGCUGGGUUGAUUCUUCAUCUGUGCCCUUCAAACAAAAGGCAGUGGAUAGCCUCACACACACACCUUCUAAGUGGCAGGCCUUAAUAUUUCUCUCUUUCUGCCCCAACAUACCACUCUCCCACUUUAGCAGGGCAAAAUGACCCCAAAUUAGGGCUUGUCAUUAGCAGAUCCCGCUGCCCCCAUAGAUCCAUUGGCAAUCAAACCUCUAUUCCAGCUAAAUCCUCAUUAUGGAUCUGGCUCCCAGAAAAUACCUUCCCACAGCAGUAUGGAAUUCAUUCACUGGCCCCAGGCCCCCUCACCUACCAGGGGCAGGAGGAAGAACAGCUGAAAGGAACUACCUGCCACAAGCCUUCUGAGCCUAGGUUACAAACCCAAGCUGGUGUCCGGGGCUGUGAAGAGGAACCCCUGGCUCAGGUCGUGCGUCCUGCCAAGUGUCGUGACCCCAGAUCUCUGCAGGUAGAGGCACCUCCACCUCCAGCCUGGUGGACAGGAAACAGCUCCAGUCUUUACAUCGAGGGGCCCAAUGUCCCCUGAGCAUUGGGCUCCAAGAGCCUCAGGGCUCACAACAGCAGCCCCACCCAGGCCUAAUCUCCCCCUUUAAUACUAAAGCACAGUGGCCUGGGGCGCCACCUGUCCAGCCAACCUCCACCUGAAAAGCAAGGCUGAGUCCAAGAUCAAUGGUUCGUGCUCUGCAUGUCCCAUGAAGCUCGGUCUCCGAGCUCUCCCCAAAGGCUGACAUUGGCUGGCCUGGCCAUUGGGCUGUUCAGUAGGAGAAGAUUCAAACCACAGCCUCAUUUGAGCCAUAAAGUUUAGAUUUUUAUUUUCUUUCUUCUUUUGUGUAAAGAUGAACUUUUCCAGCUGUGAGCAGAGCCAGGGAAUCCAAGCCCAGUAGUCUCAGGCCACCAGAUCACAGGCUCUUGUCCCCGUUCCUGCUUCAGUCAUCUCUGCCUGGCUCUAGGCUAGAAGCACUGCUUGUUCAAAGCUGCCGUUCACUGCUAAUGGGGGCCGUGUCGCUUCUCCUGUCCUGCACCAAACUGGCCAAGCUCUCAGCUUCAGGCUCCACUGCAGCCAACAACAUUAGAAAACCAAGCCAAUAAAAAUGAAUUUUUUUUCAUUAAAAAACCCUUUAUAUUCAUUUCAUGUUGUUUUGAAAUCACAGAAAUUAGGCGAGGGAAAAAAAACCCAAGGGG